AUGCUCCCCAGAAGUUUCCAGGUUUCAGAUCUGGUACGUGUAGUAAAGGGUGACAGUGGGGAAUAUCUCAGGCUUCAUCAGACUCCAAGAUCAAUGCAUUUGCUUGAGAUAAGCUUGACCAGGGAUGAGAGGAGCAAUCUGAAGUUGGGUCACAAUGUUCCGGGGAGAGUGAAACGAGAGACAGGUGGCCAGAGAUGGUUUUUUACACACGUAUCCCUUUUGAAACCCAGAUCCUCCUACAGACAAGGCCUGGAGGGGCCACUGUCACAGUAUUCGCAGCAGGAAGGGCCUUCUCAUUCUUUGUAG
This is a messenger RNA of Rangifer tarandus platyrhynchus (Svalbard reindeer), 306 nucleotides long. NCBI's taxonomy places the organism in Eukaryota, Metazoa, Chordata, Mammalia, Artiodactyla, Cervidae. The record is from the annotation of a GenBank genome assembly.